Molecule: messenger RNA, 878 nt
Organism: Salvelinus sp. IW2-2015
Lineage: Eukaryota; Metazoa; Chordata; Actinopteri; Salmoniformes; Salmonidae
Source: RefSeq, a predicted model, not a curated record
AUGAAGAAGCAGUGCAGGUGGUCGCUGCAAAUAUUGGAGUACAUGGAGAAGGGGUUUGAAGACAAAGGGGCAUGUUCAUCCAGUUGUGAAGAAAGAGAGUCUAAAAGUCAAAUUGUGGUCAUCGCGGAUAUCGAAGUCAAGGAUUCUGGGGAAGGACUUGAGAGUGUGGGUAAAUCAGUGAAAGAGCAGGGACARAGAAAGGGUAAACACAGAAAGGAGGUGAGGAAGGCCAAGGGGACAAAACCAACCUCUAAUGUGCCUCCAGUCAAUGACAAAAUCCCACUGAGCUCCUGGUCUUCCCAUCCAUCCAUCCCCUCUUGUUGCAAUGGCUUGAUCAAUGCUCUGUUUGGCAACACCUUCGCCCUAUGCCUGAUCAAUGGUGACAUCGAGUCAGACCUAACUCAGGAGUUCUGCCAGAUGGUUCUGACUGUGUCUGAGGCUCUGAGCUCAGGCAGGGUGUUCAGCUCCUUUCGGGGGGCCCUUCAGGGAGGGGAGGCAGCCAUUUUGUCCGGGGGUUAUUUUGACCGAGAGGACCCCAGCGCCCCAGCCAGAGCUGUGGAAUCCGUGGCUCAUAUUCUGACUGGGAGAAGUAAGCAGAAUGAUGUUGGAUACUGCUUGGCAGCUUUGAGACAACUCCGUACUGUGCUAUCCCAGGCCAGUGCAACUCUGCCCGAAGGGGAUAUGAGAAAUAAGUAUUUCCUGGCUGGGAAUAAAUCUGAGUUCUUUCAAGCUUGGGGGUCUGACAAUACCCAGGAGGUGAGAAGACUGGCUGCUGAGUUAUGGAGAGAGCACAGGAAGAGGGAGGAUGAGAUGAGUGCUUUGGAGAAGAGUUGAAGAACGCUGGAAGAACGGAAGAAAAGUGAAGGAUGUGUUGAUUG